Molecule: messenger RNA, 330 nt
Organism: Bursaphelenchus okinawaensis
Lineage: Eukaryota; Metazoa; Nematoda; Chromadorea; Rhabditida; Aphelenchoididae
Source: the annotation of a GenBank genome assembly
AUGAGAUUCUUCAUCAUCCUUCUCUUGGCUCUUUUGGCUGUCACUGUUCUUGGUAAGUCGACAUUACAGUAAUAUGAAGCAUUUUUUUAUUCAACCAAGGUUUUUUGAGUAAGAUAUUUACUAUUUUAACCAUAAAAAUCUGUAGGAGCUGCCCACCACGGUAAGAAGCCAGUCCACAAAAAGCCAGCGCAUCAUCCUUUAGCCCAUAAAGGUCCAGCUCACAAAACCCCAGCCAAAGCCGGUACCAAAGCUCCAUCUGGAACUGGUGCCACUUCAGCUGCCAAGACUACUGGUGCUGCUGCGGCCGCUACUACCGCCAAGGCUGCUUAA